Manis pentadactyla (Chinese pangolin) is the source of this 5166-nucleotide messenger RNA. It is a transcript of the gene ZFP14, whose product is annotated as ZFP14 zinc finger protein. Gene Ontology annotation, biological process: regulation of transcription by RNA polymerase II. Lineage: Eukaryota; Metazoa; Chordata; Mammalia; Pholidota; Manidae. Gene Ontology annotation, molecular function: DNA-binding transcription factor activity, RNA polymerase II-specific; RNA polymerase II cis-regulatory region sequence-specific DNA binding. The record is from RefSeq and is a predicted model, not a curated record. The transcript has 5 exons. Bases 855 to 2456 code for a protein of 533 amino acids.
CUUUCUCCCAGGACUCUUGUUUGUUCCCUCGGGUUCUGUGUGUUGGAUGGUGGGAGCAAGUGCGGGAGCGGGGUGUGUGUCCGGAGUUAGCCAGGCCGGGCUGAGCUCCAAAAAAGGGAUCAAGAUCUCAAGAUUCCCGUCUCCUACCCCAAUCCUGCUGAUCUUUGGGAAGGAGAGAAAGGAAGAAAUUAACUAGUAACUAGAUAGAUAGAUACACAGAUAGAUGUGUUUGUGUUUCCUCUUUGUUCCAUGACAUGUAAUUUUAAUUUUUCCGGGCAUGGAAACAUUUGCUUCUCCUGGGAAAGUGAAAAUCACUUCAGAUUGAGAAGAGAAAAAGCAGCCCUGCCAUUAGUCAGGCAGUGAGAGAAGAGACCGAAAAACCAGCUGCAAAGUUAAUAAAAAAUAUUAUUUCUCCCCAAUUCAUGCAGCAAUUGUAUAAUGCCAUAACGUCUUCUUUGAGAGAUUGCAGCUUUUUACCAAUGGCCAGGCCCACUUUGCUAUUUUUAUUUAUUACUGGGGAUGCCCAAUUGCUAGGCAACCCUCCAUUCAUGGUAGCACUCAGUCUCCGAUUAAUCCCUGGCUCACCAGAUCUCAUCUCAGAAACAGCAACCAUUCCAGAAUUUUUCCCCGCUUGCCUAGAUCCUCAAAAUCUUUCAGUUGGAACUCAACCCUUUACAAAAGAGCUCCCCCCACCCAUUGCAUUCCAAGCAUUCAUGUGGAAUUUCGUCUCGCUCGAGUCAAAAAAUUGAUUUUGUCGGACUAUACAGGCUUGUUCCAGAUUUGGCUUAUCUGGACUCUAGUUCUCCAACAGAGAAAUCUUGAAAAGGACUGACCACUUCUUGUGUUUUGAAACCAUGGCCCAUGGUUCAGUGACAUUCAGGGACGUGGUCAUAGACUUCUCACAGGAAGAAUGGGAAUUCCUGGACUCAGCUCAGAGGGACUUAUAUAGGGAUGUGAUGUGGGAGAAUUAUAACAACUUCAUCUCACUAGCAGGACCUUCUAUUUCUAAGCCAGAUGUGAUUACCCUAUUGGAUGAAGGGAAAGAGCCCUGGAUGGUUGUGACGGAAGGGACAAGAAGACAAUACCCUGAUUUGGAGUCCAGAUACAGAACCAAUAUGUUAUCUCCAGAAAAGGACAUUUAUGAAAUAUAUUCAUUCCAGUGGGAGAUAAUGGAAAGAAUUAAGAGCUAUAGUUUUGAGGACUCCAUUUUUAGACAUGAUUGGGAAUGCAAAAACAAGAUUGAGGGGCAAAAGGAACCACUAGAGGGAUAUUUUGGGCAAGUGAAAAUUACUUCUGAAAAAAUAGCCACAUACAAAAAGCAUAAUUUUCUUGCUGAAUAUCAGAGAGUGCAUAAUGGAGAAAAGUUAUAUGAAUGUAAGGAAUGUAGGAAGACCUUUAUUCGUCGCUCAACACUUAGUCAACACCUGAGAAUUCAUACUGGUGAGAAACCUUAUAAAUGUAAGGAAUGUGGGCAGGCAUUUAGACAGCGUGCACACCUUAUUCGACAUCACAAACUUCAUACUGGUGAGAAACCCUAUGAAUGUAAAGAAUGUGGGAAGGCCUUUACAGUGCUACAAGAACUAACUCAACAUCAGAGACUUCAUACUGGUGAAAAGCCCUAUGAAUGUAAGGAAUGUGGAAAGGCCUUUAGAGUACAUCAACAACUUGCUCGACAUCAGAGAAUUCACACUGGUGAGAAACCCUAUGAAUGUAAAGCAUGUGGGAAGACCUUUAGGCAGUGUACACACCUAACUCGACAUCAGAGACUUCAUACCGCUGAGAAGCUCUAUGAAUGUAAGGAAUGUGGAAAAUCCUUUGUAUGUGGUCCAGACCUUAGAGUGCACCAGAAAAUUCAUUUUGGAGAGAAACCCUAUGAAUGUAAGGAAUGUGGAAAGGCUUUUAGAAUAUGCCAACAACUUACUGUCCAUCAGAGUAUUCAUACUGGUGAGAAGCCCUAUGAAUGUAAAGAAUGUGGGAAGACUUUUAGAUUAAGGCAACAACUUGUUCGCCAUCAGAGGAUUCAUACUCGUGAGAAGCCCUAUGAAUGUAUGGAAUGUUGGAAGACUUUUAGUAGUUACUCACAACUUAUUUCACAUCAGAGCAUUCAUAUUGGGGAGAGACCUUAUGAAUGUGAAGAAUGUGGGAAAGCCUUUAGACUGCUCUCACAACUUACUCAACAUCAGAGUAUUCAUACUGGUGAGAAACCUUAUGAAUGUAAAGAAUGUAGAAAACCUUUUAGACUGCUCUCACAGCUUACCCAGCACCAGAGUAUUCAUACUGGUGAGAAACCUUAUGAAUGUAAGGAAUGUGGUAAGGCUUUUAGACUUUAUUCAUUUCUUACUCAACACCAGAGAAUCCAUACUGGUGAGAAACCUUACAAAUGUAAGGAGUGUAAGAAGGCAUUUAGACAACAUUCACACCUUACUCAGCAUCAGAAAAUUCAUAAUGGAAUUUAAUACAAGAAAGCUUUUAUGUUACAGAACAAAUUCAUUUUUGAGAGAAUAUUUCAUGCUCACAACUAAGCAUAAAUUUUUAUAUUACAAAAAAGAUUUGCUUUAAAAGCCUAUCACCAUUCAAACAUUAUUUUAUCUUCAGCAAAUUCAUACAAGAGAAUAAUGUAAUGAACAUAGGAAAAUAUCCAGCAUUAUCAUCAUCUCCAUUUCCCUAUUUUAUUACCAGUAUGUUAUUGGACAAGGUACUUACACUUCUGUGCCUCAUUUUGCUCACUUGUAAAAUGGUGAUAAUUGUACAUAUGUGUAUUAGUUAUUUAUUGCUUUGUAGUAAAUUACCACAAACAUAGAAGCCUAAAAUAAUACACAUUUAUCAUCUCACAUUUCCCAUAGGUCAGGAAUCUGGGCAUAACUUAGAUGAUCCUCUGCCUCAGGGUCUCUCACAAGGCUAGAAUCAAGGUUUCAGCCAGGGUUGGGUCUCAUCUGAAGGCUCCACUAGGGAAAGGAUCUGUUUCCAACCUCACAUGGUUGUUGGCUGAAUUAAUUUCCUUGAGGACCACUGCACUGAGGUCCUCAGUUUCUAGCUGGCUGUUGGCUGAAGGCUGACCUCAGUUCCUUGCCACAUGGGCUUCUUCAGCAUGGCUGCUUGCUUCAUCAAAGUGUGCAAGCCAAGAAGCCAGUAGAAUCUGCUGAUAUCAUAGGAGUUAUCAUCUUGUGUAAUCUAAUCACCAAAGUAGAUUUCAUUUAGUACCAUCUCAUCACCUUUUCUGUCUUCUACUCGUCAGAAGCAAGUUACUGGGCCAUCCUAUACUCAAGGGAAUAUGAUUACACAAGAAUGUGGAUAUCAGGAGGCAAGAAUCAUUGAAGGCCAAUUAGAGUCAGCUUGCCAAGCUGUAUAAUAGGAUUGUUUUAAGGAUUAAGUAGUUAAGACUUGGAGAAAUGCCACAUAGCAUGUCUUCUGUAUAUAUUAUCUAUAAUUAUUACAUUAGCAUUAGUGAACUCAUAUGAAUGGAUAUCCUGUAGAAUACAUGUAGAAAUGCCUCUUGUCACUACUUAGUACUUAACAAGAUAAUUUAUGCUGAAUAAAAUCUAGGAGGUUACAUGAGAGGCUGUUCAUCACGAGCUGCAUCAGUGAUGAUUUCAUGUUGAAAAGAAACUACAAAUUUCAUAAAAGGUUAAGAGUGCAAUUGUUGAGGAAUCAAAGAAGUGUGAAAUUAUUUUCUCAUAAUAAAUUUCAAAAAAUAAAUGUUUUACAAUUCCUAUUGUUUGACCACUGUUCAAGAUGAAUUAGAAACUAUCAAAAAGAUAGCAAAAGGGAAAUUAGUCACUUGGAAAUACAGUGUGUGUGUGUGUGUGCAUAAAACCCUUGUAUAAAAAAAAUUCCAUUAUAGUCACUAUACUUUUUAAAGUUAAAGUAUCAUUCAUAUACAAUUUCUUGUUGGUUUCGAUUAUACAACACAGUGUUUCAACAGUUACCAAUAUUAUUAAGUCCUCACACUCUAGCGCAGUCACUAUCAACAUAGUAAGAUGCUAAAGGAUCAUUAACUGUAUUUGUUCUGUACUCCUGUCCCUGUGACCAACUUACGUUGUGAUUGUGAAUUGUAUAGUUGAUACAUUUUUUGAUGCUUAAAUUAUCCCAUCUCCAACCAGUGGGAAUUGGGUUUUUUGACGUGAUCUCAUUAGUAGUUUGAUAGUUUACUUGGUUCAGCUGCACAGUUUGGUCAGCUAUGGGAGAUGCUUGGGCACCAACUCAUUCUGAAAAUUGAUAAAUAAGGGCAAAAAAUAACACAUUUUGGUUUUUCCAUGUGAACCAUGUUUCAGGGCCACCAGAAGCUUCUCAAAUGAAAGUUUUUUUUUUAAUUUAAAAGAUCUAACAAGUAACUAAAUACAGAAAUUUUGAUAGGAUUAGAAAAAUCACUAUUUUCUAGUUCCUGAAUGGAACAAUGGGUCCACAAAAUGAUCUUCAACCGGUAUUAAAACUAUUAGGUAAAAUAUUUUCUAGUGAAAACUUUAUACUAGAUCUGUCAAGCUCUGAGCCCUUUGAUAAGUGGGAGUAUCAGACAAUGUCCAUCUCCUGUUAUAAUGCAAUAGGAAGUACACAUCAUUAUCUAUGAAGCCUUAUUGUCAAAAUAAUGGACUGAAGGAACCAAACCUCUAAAUCAAAAUCUUUAAAACCAAGAAUUUGGGGAGUAGAUGAAGAGAGUAAGUAAGUGGCACCAUAAGGAAUCAGAUAAAUAGAUCCAGAAUAUGUAAGUUUUACAAAACAAUUGACCUGAUUCUUUCUAAUGAGUGGCAUGAAAAAAAGAAGGGAAACUGUUAACAAAAGAGACUUCAGAGACAUCAACUAAAUUCUGUGUGUGGGCAUUAGUUGGACCUAGUUUGAAGAAAAUAUAAAAGGACAUUUUGGAGACAGUAGGAGAAAUGUGGAUAUGCAGUAUUAGAUGUUUAGAAAUAUUAAUUUGUUAGGGAUGAUAACAUGGCUAUUAAAAAAAUAAAACUUACAUGCUACAGAUACAUACCUAUUAUGAAAUGAUAAAAUAUCCAGAUUUGCACUAAAAUACUCCAGCAAAAUAAAAAGAAUUGGCAAAGAGAGCUGGACAGUAGACUGGCAAAAUGUUGAUAAUUACUGAAGUGGAGUGGUUUGUUGAAGGGAUUCAAUGUUCUAAUUUUUUACUUUUUUAUGUUUGAAAGGUUCAAUAAAAAAUUUUAAAAUAAA